Molecule: messenger RNA, 805 nt
Organism: Corylus avellana
Lineage: Eukaryota; Viridiplantae; Streptophyta; Magnoliopsida; Fagales; Betulaceae
Source: RefSeq, a predicted model, not a curated record
CAAGGGGGAUAAAAAAGAGUUGAAGAGUGAGAAAAUGGCGAAUAACUCUGGGGCUUCAUCAGCAUCAUCGUCCAUGAAUUUCCUCUUGAUCGAAGAUAUUGAUUUCGUCCAAGUCGAUGAACAAGGGCUGUCCCACUGGGAAUUGGUUAACGCCUCUGACGCUGACGCUGACUCAGAGAAAGAAGAGGAACAAGAACAAGAAGAGGAGGGAAUAGAAGAUAGCAUCGGAAAUGAAAUUGGUUCAUUGGGCUCCGAGAUCUCCACGCCUGGUUAUCUAAACGAUGCCCAAAUCGAAACCCAUCAUGUAGAUGUUCUUGAUUUCGAUGGGGAUGUGAAAUACGAUUAUGGGUAUUACGGUUAUGGUGAUGGUGAUGGUGGGCAUGGCGAGGAACAAUACGAUGAGGAUGAUGAGGAUGAUGAUAAUGGGGAUGAUGGGCGUGACUUGGACGACGAACUCGUGCCGUGGGCUGUGAGCGACAAGGUCGGGAGGCAGAGGAUGAGGAAGUUGGGGAAGAGGGUGUUCUCGAAAAUGAACACUUCGAAGAGGUCCCCGUAUCUGUUUGUAAGGCCUGGUUGCGUGCGUGGCAAGCAUGGUCUGGGCAUGAAGCACAAAUGCUAGUGAGGUAUUUGUGGAAAUGGUGUUGGGUAACUGUUAGAUUCGGGUUUAGAUGUAAUUAGCGUAUUUGGGUUAAUAAGUAGUUUGUUGCUUUUAGGGUAUGGUGCUUGGGCUUAGUAUAUGUGGUUGUCGUGUUAUUGACUUGUUAUCCUUCGUUUUUCUAUAACGAUCCUUACUUUUCAUGAACAA